AGUUGUGCAUUAAUACAUUCAUACGUACAUUGAUACAUAUCGUCUACCUUUUUAAGUGUUUCAAUAUCUAUAUAUACACACAAAUUCGAAUAAAGAAUUCCAAGAUAACUCAACUCCACUUACAGCCAUGUCACUUAUUUGUUUGAACAACAAAAGUAUUAUUAGUAAGCUCAAUCCUAGCUUUCCCGUUAUAAACAGCCUCAAAUGGAGGACCCAAACUUCUUGGUCAAGUUCCAAUACCAUCACUCUCAUUUCACCUUCAACCAAGCUCUUUCGAACAUCAUGUACCGCGAUUCACAAAACAAAUGACUAUGUUACUAGAGAUGUAGGAACAACAACACAAGGGGAGACAAUGUCAGAGUUGGAGGCGGCGUUACCUAAGGGAUGGUUUUGGUUCAGGAAAUGGCAUUCGGAAGACAUGGCUAACGUUUUCUGGUACGCUGUGAUUCACGUGUUGGCUGUUUGUGCACCUUUUAUGUUCACCUGGGGGGCGUUCUGGGUGGCUACGGGCUUGAGUUUCUUGACCGGGUUUGGGGUCACCCUUGGUUACCAUAGACUACUUUGCCACAGAAGUUUCAAGGUCCCAAAAUGGCUCGAGUAUUUCUUUGUCUAUUGCGGUGCUCAUGCCUUCCAGAAAGAUCCACUAUUCUAUGUGAAUACACACAAGAAUCACCACAAGUACGCUGAUACAGAUAGGGAUCCUGUUGCGCCAACCCACGGUUUUUGGUACUGUAAUAUGGGCUGGUUCUGUAACAACCAUCACAUUGCUGCAAAGUGUGGAGAAUCAAAAGGUGGAGAAUACUCUAAGGUACCGGAGCUAAAGGCACAGUGGUUGUAUAGGUUUCUUCAUGACACAUAUUAUUGGCAUCCAACUGCACUUGCAGCAUUAUUAUAUCUCCAUGGAGGCCUUUCAUACUUGGCUUGGGGAAUGGGAAUGAGAGGUGUGGUAGUUCAUCAUUUUGCCUCUCUUGCAACGUUUGUUAGCCAUAUAUGGGGCGAUAGACCAUGGAACACCCCAGAUACUUCCACCAAUAAUUGGUGGGUCGCCAUGUUAACAUUGGGAGAGGGUUGGCAUAACAAUCACCAUGCUUUUCCAAGAUCCGCUCGACAUGGAUUCGAGUGGUGGCAAUUUGACUUGACAUGGGAAUUGAUCAAGUUUCUCAAGUUGGUUGGACUGGCUAGAGAUGUCAAGUUACCAACAGAGGCUGAAAAAAGGAGAAUGUCAGUAAAAUUAAAAAUAAAAGGGAAAGUAGAGUAGAACAUAAACAUUAUGUGACAGAGGUAUAGAUAGUCAAUAAGUUUGAAGUUGUCCUAGCUAGCUACAUGGGUGAACAAACUUCAUAUGGUUUAUAACCAUGUAUUGUUUUACACCAAUGCAACAUACACAUAGGGGGUUGCGAUUUAGUUUGAUUUUUUUUUUUAACGGCCAACACAAUCAAUCCCGAACACUUUCGGGGCAUCCACUCAGGGCCGGCCAACCCAUGCCAGUGCUCGAGGCCCAAAUUUUUAAAGAAAGCUCGAAAUGUUUUUAUAAGCUUUUAUAUGUGUAGUAAAUUAUAUAUUUAA
Messenger RNA from Helianthus annuus (common sunflower), 1566 nucleotides. RefSeq names its product delta-9 acyl-lipid desaturase 1. The transcript has 5 exons. Gene Ontology annotation, biological process: lipid metabolic process. Gene Ontology annotation, cellular component: endoplasmic reticulum membrane. Bases 128 to 1258 code for a protein of 376 amino acids. Gene Ontology annotation, molecular function: oxidoreductase activity, acting on paired donors, with oxidation of a pair of donors resulting in the reduction of molecular oxygen to two molecules of water. NCBI's taxonomy places the organism in Eukaryota, Viridiplantae, Streptophyta, Magnoliopsida, Asterales, Asteraceae. The record is from RefSeq and is a predicted model, not a curated record.